Molecule: messenger RNA, 1010 nt
Organism: Microplitis mediator
Lineage: Eukaryota; Metazoa; Arthropoda; Insecta; Hymenoptera; Braconidae
Product: neuroglobin-like
Exons: 5
Coding region: 261-872 (203 amino acids)
Molecular function (GO): oxygen binding; heme binding
Source: RefSeq, a predicted model, not a curated record
AAUAUUUUAAUUUAAAAAAAGUAAAUAACGAAAGAUAAAUAUAUUCAAUUUAAUUAUUUGUGGUUUUUUAAGUAAAAGAUAAAUAUAAGAACAGAUAUUUAAAUAAUAGAUAUAUAAAGAACAAAUAUAUAAAGACCAGAUAAUCUAUAAAUUAAAAUUUUUGAUCAUUUUGGGUUCAUUGUAUUAUUGCUCGUGAUUGAAACAUUACUUGGUCUUUUCGUGCCGUAUCACCGAAAAAUAAACUAUACAAGUUAAUAAAAAUGCAAGCCAAAUUUUUAUUUAUUAUCUACAUCGGAAUUCUUUCGACUACUCUAAUAUGUGCCGCUGAUGCAAAUUGUGAUACAUCAUCAUGUCCAUCAACGCAACAAACGAGUUUUUUUAACGAUAAUGCGUGUUAUAUUGAUUCACAAGAACUUACAGCAGAUGAUAUAAAAAGAGUGCAAAAUAUAUGGGACUUAUUAUUCAGUAAUCCGUUGGAAACUGCUAUAGGAAUAAUAUCAAGGGCAAGUGAUAUUUAUCCAGAAUUUCGACAAUUUGUACUAGAUUUUUACAAUCUAGCAUCAGCAGAAGACAUACCAAAAGAUAAAAGGUGUCAAAGGCAAGCUUUGAGAGUCGUUAGUACAGUUAAUAUUUUUAUUAAAUCAAUUCCUUACGUCAACACAGUCGAAGAUUUUCUAUUCUAUGUUGGAAAACGUCAUCAAAAAUUAGGAGUGAGACAAAACGAUUUUAUAGCUUUCAGAAAAGCUCUUUUCUAUGUUAUGGGUCGAAAACUGGAUCAACUUGGUUAUCCAUUUAGCCAAGAAGAUGACAUCGCAUGGAAUAAAGCCUUAGACAUUUUGCUUAAGCCUAUGAUUAAAGGUUAUAAAAGUUAAAAAUAAUACCGAGUCAAACUCAUCUUGAUUUAUUAAAUUUACGUCUUGUGAGUCCAGGAAAUUUAAAAGUUGGUCGGAUAAUUAGUUUAGUUUAACAAAUAUUUUUAAGUGAUAGUGUGAGGAAUUGGAUGAUAGAAA